GCGCAAGCUUGCGCCGCAAGUAGAUGCGAUGCGAGUCUACGGCAGUCUCCAUAUAGUCUUAAGCAGUAUGGUCGCUUGUACAGUUUUCUAUGAGUGACAAGUAACGGUUUCUACAUUAAGAAAACUUCGAAUAAUGAUUUAUCAUAACUGAAGUGAACCGAAAUUGGUGUAAUGAUCAAAGAUAUGGCUGAUGAUGAGGCCAUACAGGCCACUAAUGAUGAUGCAAGUGAGUGUAAAAGAUAUGCUGUGCAACUUAGUUACUGGUCCGAUCCAUUUAUCAACUUUUUCGUAAAACAAACUGGUCGAAAAGCACCUGAAAUCAAUCGCGGUUACUAUGCGAGAGUAAAAGGAAUUGAGGUGUUCGUUGACAAAUUCCUUAAGCUAUCUGGUGAAGAAGGACAAAUUAUAAACUUGGGUGCUGGAUUUGAUACACUUUAUUGGAGACUUAAGGAAACAGGAAAGAGUCCAGCAAAUUUUAUAGAACUUGAUUUUCCUAGCAUUACUGCUAGAAAAUGUUAUCACAUCAAAAAACAUAAACAAUUGAUAGAUAUGUUAAAUACAGAAGAUGGAGAAAUUAGGUUUUCAACAACAGAUCUACAUGCUGCCAAUUAUCAUUUGGUGGGAAUAGAUCUGCGGCACAUAUCUGAACUUAUUAAUAAAUUAACACAAGCAGAAGUUAAUUUUAAUCUUCCAACCAUGUUCCUUGCAGAAUGUGUUUUAGUGUAUAUAGACACUAGUGCAGCUUCUGCAUUGUUAAAAUGGCUUGCUGGAAAAUUUCCAAAUAGUAUUUUUGUUAAUUAUGAACAAGUGAACAUGAAAGAUAAAUUUGGUCAAGUUAUGUUGUCUAAUUUACGUAGUCGUGGAUGUUUGUUAGCAGGUGUAGAAGAUUGUGAAUCUUUGGAAACUCAACAAAGACGCUUUAUAAUAAACAGUUGGGAAGGCUCUAAUGCAUGGACAAUGGUAGAAGUCUAUGAUUCACUGCCUCAAGAUGAUCGUAGUCGAAUCGAACAUAUAGAAAUGUUGGAUGAGCGAGAACUUUUAGUUCAAUUAUUGCAACAUUAUUGUAUCUCAGUUGCUUGGAAUGGACAAACAUUUAAAAAUUUGUCUAUAGCACAGGGUUAGCUUUUCUAACUCUUAUAAGUUACUCCAGGUAGUGAUACUGUGUCAUUAAAAAUCUUUAAGCUUAUAAGUACAUAUGUGGUAACUAAUGAUACAAAAUCAUUGUUUAUUAUUAAAAUGAAUAAGUUUUAAUCAUAAA
Molecule: messenger RNA, 1258 nt
Organism: Apis dorsata (giant honeybee)
Lineage: Eukaryota; Metazoa; Arthropoda; Insecta; Hymenoptera; Apidae
Product: leucine carboxyl methyltransferase 1
Exons: 4
Coding region: 172-1122 (316 amino acids)
Biological process (GO): C-terminal protein methylation
Cellular component (GO): cytosol
Molecular function (GO): protein C-terminal leucine carboxyl O-methyltransferase activity
Source: RefSeq, a predicted model, not a curated record